CAAAAAAAAACAAAAUGGCGACUUGCACAGUGUGAUUUUGUGAAUGCGCGUGAAAAGAUUCCGAAUUGCGACUGGUUUUAGGGUCUAUUUUACUUACUAUAAUUGAUAGUCUGCACGUUUUAUCUAGAGAUCGAGGCGGUAUGGAGGAAGUAACAAAGCAUUCUGUCCACACACUGGUGUUCAGAUCAUUAAAGAGGUCCCAUGAUAUUUUCAUCUCAGACAACAUUCAGCCGCCACCUGUUGAUGAGAAAAGUGAAAGAAUAAAGAUUGCUUGCAAAAUCCAAGAUGAGUAUGGAAUGGUACAGCACCUCCCACCGCCGAGAGAAAGCAAGCCACCUCCCUUACAACAGAAUAAUGUCAGUCUGAUGCCACAGGAAGCAAACCGAGAUUUCGGUGACAUGCAGACACAAGUAACAACAGGUUUCCAGUAUCCAAACGCACCUGGGGUACCGCUGUCUGCUGAGACAGCAGCUCAACCAUCUCCACUUAGCCAGAGGGCAGUCCAGGGUGUACUAGCUGGUCUCCCACCAUCACAGUCAUGGCUCGACAGUGAAAAGACAGCAGCCAGCGUGGAGGAUAUCCACAGGCAUGCUGGGAUACCGGAGAGGACUGGGCCCCUAGGGUCAAAGGCACUUGUUGCAAUCCCUAGUGGGGGCAAACAGUCUGGUGCCAUUGUACCCAGGAAAGCACCGACGAUGCCCAAGCCGCAGUGGAGACCUCCAUGGAAGCUGUACCGUGUCAUCAGCGGCCAUAUCGGAUGGGUCAGGAGCAUUGCUGUGGAGCCCGGUAAUCAGUGGUUUGUGACAGGGUCCAACGACAGAGUCAUCAAGAUAUGGGAUUUGGCAAGUGGCAAGCUGAAGCUGUCCCUGACAGGUCACAUCAGUGCCGUACGUGGCCUGGCAGUCAGCAAACGCCAACCCUACUUAUUCUCCUGCUCUGAAGACAAACAGGUCAAAUGCUGGGACUUGGAACAGAAUAAGGUCAUCAGGCACUACCACGGCCAUCUGAGCGCAGUCUAUGCCCUAGACCUUCAUCCAACCAUUGACAUCCUAGCCACCUGUGGCCGGGACUCCACAGUGCGUAUCUGGGACAUGAGAACUAAAGCCUGUAUCCACACGCUGGCCGGUCACACCAACACGGUCGCUACGGUCAAAUGCCAAGCUGCAGAACCACAGGUUGUUAGUGGCAGCCAUGAUUCCACAGUUCGUCUAUGGGAUCUCGCAGCAGGCAAGAGUCGUGCGACGCUGACCAAUCACAAGAAGAGUGUGCGAGCCCUGGUCAUCCAUCCAAAACUGCACAUGAUGGCCUCAGCCUCUCCAGACAACAUAAAGCAGUGGAAGUUCCCUGAUGGUAACUUCACACAGAACCUGGGCGGCCACAAUGCCAUCAUCAACUGCCUGGCCGUCAAUUCAGAUGGUGUACUGGUAUCUGGAGGUGACAAUGGUUCGCUUCAUUUCUGGGACUGGCGGACUGGCUACAAUUUCCAGCGCACCCAGGCCCCCAUCCAGCCCGGCUCCAUAGACAGCGAGGCGGGCAUCUUUGCCUGUCUGUUUGACAACAGCCAGAGUCGGCUCAUCACUGCCGAGGCGGACAAAACCAUCAAGAUAUACAAGGAAGAUGAGGACGCCACGGAAGAGACCCAUCCCAUCAACUGGAAGCCAGAAAUCAUGAAGAAGAAAAAGUAUUAGAGAAGAGGGCACAAAAAUAUUGAAAAAGUAACAUGGAUGCAGGGGGUUCAGCAAAACUCUACUUACAUGUAACCAUAAACGGUAUUGCAAAAAGUAAAUUGCCCAUGAUGUCUUUUUACGGAAAAAUUAGGAAUGGCUUAAGUGUAUCCAUUUCCGAGAUGUAAGGUAAAAUAUUUGUUGGCAUUGAUAGGUAAAAACAUAUGAAAUGUGACACUUAAUGAGUAUGGGUAUUGUCUUAUUUUAUGUUAUGUGUUACAGGGGUUUACUUUACUUUUUCUGAAAAAAAAAAUGAAUGCACCUACCAUGAAUUUAAUUCAACCUAUUUUAUGUUGGCAAAUUUUGCUUUUGGUGAAUUGAUAUGGUGAACCCCAGUGCAAAUUGAAAGUAAGAAAAGCAUUGACUUUACAACUAUUUUGUGUCUGAUAUGUUGUUUGUCGUUUUUAUGAUUGCCUUUAUAAGUAUAAUAAGUGUUAACCUUUAGCAAACCCAACAUUUUUUACUCAGAAAUUGGAAUAACUUCCACUACAUUUCGGUACAAGUUCCCCAUUCGUGGGUCGCAAAAACAACUUUCAGGUCUUACACAGUGUACAUUAGCAUGAAAAUCUUUGUUUAAAUACAUUGUGUCAACCCCCCAAAAAACGCCUAAGUUACUUCACUGGAUAUCAUUUAGAAUUUCUUUGUCUUUUGUGUUUGCUCCUGUGUUGUGUAUUGUGUAAUUUUAAACUUCUGUUCCCAUUCUCUGUCGAAAAUCAACUUUUUGUACAAAAUAAACAAAUUAAAUAAUGGGAAAUGA
This is a messenger RNA of Patiria miniata (bat star), 2481 nucleotides long. Its product is annotated as pleiotropic regulator 1-like. Gene Ontology annotation, biological process: mRNA splicing, via spliceosome. Bases 141 to 1688 code for a protein of 515 amino acids. The transcript has 12 exons. Gene Ontology annotation, molecular function: protein binding. Gene Ontology annotation, cellular component: precatalytic spliceosome; Prp19 complex; catalytic step 2 spliceosome. The record is from RefSeq and is a predicted model, not a curated record. Lineage: Eukaryota; Metazoa; Echinodermata; Asteroidea; Valvatida; Asterinidae.